Molecule: messenger RNA, 13620 nt
Organism: Pocillopora meandrina
Lineage: Eukaryota; Metazoa; Cnidaria; Anthozoa; Scleractinia; Pocilloporidae
Source: the annotation of a GenBank genome assembly
AGAGGAUUCGCAGCAAAGGAGCCGUUGACAUUUCAGCAACCAAACGUUGAAAAAUAAGUUUCUCAUUGCAAAAAAAAAAAUGAACUUCGAUCGAAAAUCAGUAGGAUAGUAGCUCGAUUUGCUGUGGAUAACGAUGGAUGACAUUUCUCUUAGGAAGCGACAGCUCGACGACAAACUAGCUCAGGUAUUUCCCUUGAGUAAUUUUCACUCCUGGUGGCUGGCAGGAAAUUAAACCCAACAUAGGUAUUUCUGUGCGUCUAACUCGACUUUCUGAACAUUUAUUCGUUUCUCUACACUUAACUUAAUUUUUAUGGUGUAAAAUUCGUUUCUCUACACUUAACUUAAUUUUUAUGGUGUAAAAUAAAAAAGGAGAUAUCCCCCAUGUAAAAUUCACUCUAUUCAGUAUGUUGUCGGUUAGUCCAGCCUCACGUUUAUCGAUUAAAAUUCUUUGGUAAUUCGCAAAAUGAUUUGCUGGUAAGUAAUGAUCAUCUUAAUUUUUUUUCACUUUUGUAUUUUGAAGAGUACUGAGAACCAUCUUGCAUUUAUCGCACGUAAUUUUUCAAUAUUACUUUUCCAUAAACAACACUCUGUCUCUAAUUCUUCAUAGCCCGCAGGCUAUUCCUGUACGUUUGCUUGUGCAGGGUUAGCAUGAUGUUACCAUUUUAGCUAUUAAAUUCUAGGAGUAAAGAGUGCCAAAAGCUUUGGAAAGAUAGGUUAUAUGAACAAGGAAAGAAGGUAUCAAGUCUCUUUUACAAAUUUUCUUUCAUUUCAGGAGAAAAACAUCUUGGCUUUUCUCAAAGACAGCUUGGAAAAGACUGAUCAAAUUACAGGGAAUAUGGUGAGUACAAUUCCCCUUUUGGUUCCACGUUGCUAACUUUUCUUAUCCAGACAAUUGACAAUGAUAAUGAGUCAACUUAUAAAAAAACAAAAACAUGACUGUCCCACAGAGGUUGUUUACCUCAGAGCUCAACACACUGACUGUUCAUGCUUAUGACUUCUAUCAAGAGUUUUAUUCAUGAUUCUGGCCAGAGGUUUGGGGGCUACCCCUGGUAAUAUAUGUAAUACUCACCCAGGGGAGGAUGAUACAAAAAAUGUUAUGUGAUGUUAUAAAUUAAACAAUUAUUGUCCUGGUAUCUGGUGAGAGACCCUCUUAAUGUAAAGUGCUAAUAUUCUCAUCAGUAUUCAAGGGCAUGCAGUGAAAAACAGUGCUUACUCAAAGGAUAUUUUAUGCACACCUAGUUGGGAUCUUUUUCUUGUCAUGAGGGUGAAAAUCUAUUACCGUUUUACUUGUUUGUAUUUAUAGCUUGAUAUCUUGUCCAAGUUUGAGGUGCGCAUACAUAAACUGGAAGACACCAUUGUUCCUGUUCAUCGGGAAACUGAUGACUUGCAAAGAAGACAAGCCAGUAUCCUUAAAAAGCACAAAACCACUCAUUAGACAAAUAAAACUAAGAAUAAUAUCUCAAGUCAUUGUAUGCCAUGUUCUGAAAUAAAUGUUAAAGUAGUAUUUUGAGUGAGUGCUUGUACAUUGAAAGUGAUCAGUUAUGGCAUAAAAUGAUGCUUUUUAUGAUACACCCAUUCUGUAAAGCCUGUAGUUAGUGAUCAACUUUAUUUAGCAGUCACCCUACCAUUCCUUGUAGGUGAUCACUUUGUGCAGGUUCAGCUGUACUUUUAAUUAUGAACUUACUUAAUGGGCAUUUUCAGCCUCUCCUUCAGACAUUUCUAAGAAAUCAAGAUACGGAGAAAUUCCUCCCUGGGAGAGAGGCUAGCAAUUUUAAUGCAUUAAUGGGUUUUUGAACAAUUUUAGUGUGCAGAUGUGUUUCAUUCAAUUUUUUUAUUAAUUUAAAAAUGUAAUGAAACACGACAGCACACCAAAAAGAUAUUAUGGUAUAUUAUGUACAAGUAAACAAAGAACAAACUUUAACUGGAAGUCCAUCCAAUAGAAGGAGGCUUACUUUGAAAGGGACAUGCUGUUUUAAGCAGCCUUAGAGAAAAGCUCAGUUUCAUUAAAUUAUUAUGUAACAUUAAACUUCUUAACCAUUCCCAGAUAUUGAUAAAUGUUUGUCGGCAUUGGAUCAUGUGAUCAGUUAUCACCAUGUCUCUGCUAGUGUGGAACAUGUCAUCAGAGAUUCGUAAGUAUUAAUUGUGCAAGUGCACAUUUUCAAACAGGGCAAACAUAGGAGAUUUCCUUAGGCCUUUAACUUCUGUGAAUGACCAGGAGACGAUUUCUCUCUACAAUAUCAAGACAAUAUCAAGCAGAUAUUUAAUGAUGUGAAUGAAGAAAAAUAUCAAUUAGGUGAUAUUAGUUGAUUCAAUACCAAAUUCUCAGAACUAACAUCAUAAGAAAUGUAUAGCAGAAAGUAAGAAGAAUUACUGAUUAAUAAAUGUUAUCUUGGGAGUGAAAUGAUUGGUUAAAAUGGUGUUAAUUUCUGUAACACUUAUUAUUGUAAUGCUGUUUUUCCUCCAGCCCCACUGGUCAACUGGAAGCUUACAUUAAAAAUCUUGAAAGAGUGCUAGAUGCAAUUGAGUUCUUUAAUCACAACAAUCCUAAUUGCAUGGAACUCUCUAGCCUGGUAUGUAUACUGAGUUGUUUUUGUAAAACUGUACCUUGCUAUAAGCUCAAUGAUUUCCAAAGUGGCCUUAUAAAAGGUGGCCAAAAGGGAUAAGGUGGUGGCCACCAAGAUUAAAGUAGUCUCAUAAUGUAUGAAAGAAAUUUUUUUAGUCACUGUUGGUAAAGUGAGUCAUUUCUUUGCAGACUGCUCUGCGUGAUUAUGGACGUGACUCACUAGAGAAAGAAUUCCGCCUGAUGUUAAACAGGCACAGUAAACCUGUUCCUGUGGAGAUGAUUGUGGAACUGGUGGAGAGUGAGACAGGUUGCUUUUCAGUUAUAAUUUUUACCAUUUAGUUGUCCCUGUGUAAACCGGAUAUACUUUAACUCAAGUAUUGGCUCAAAAUGAUUUCAAUUAAAUUUAAUUCAACUUGGUCUUUGGUUUUUAGGUUUUUUACUGCAACCCUUAAACCAAAGGAGAAACAAAUCAGACUUGUUUGAAAUCAUUCUAAUAUGAAAUAUUUCUUUAAAACAUGAACAACACACUGGACAAAAAUAGAAUACUUUAAGUCUUGUCAAAAUGUAUCAGCUUAGCAAAAUAGAGAUUGAAAGCUUAGAGAACUUCACACUUUAAUAGUAAUAUAUCACUUUCUAUUAUAUUGGCUUUCCCUCCUUUUCAAUUUAUAUUUUUUACUCACAGAGUGUUAUUGAUGAAUUGGGCUUUCCUUUAAGCCAUCUUAACCUAAACAUUUAUUUUUUUCCAUUUUUCUCUCUAAAGAAAACUCAAUGGAAAAUGUCAAGCUAGAGCAUUUAUCAGGUUUGUAACCAAGAACUUACUAUUACUAUUAUUAAUAUUAUUAUUUUUUUUAUUUAAGUUCAAAUGAAUAGGACAGACUGGAAGCUGUAGAGGUCUACAGUAAUGUCAGAUAGCAAGCAUGGAGUGCAUGUCAACUGCGUUGACUUAGGUCACAACUGAAGUCAUGUGAGGGUAAUUUAAUAUUAUCAACGGUAUUAUCACGGGUAGGAGUUUCGAAGUUGACGUUUCAAGCAUCAGCCCUUCGCAUUCACUCCAACAAAGGGCUAACACUCAAAAUGUCAGCUUUGAAACUCUUCACGGUGGCCAAUUUGAUAAUACCAAAUAACCUUGUUACAUUACCCUCCCACCAACACAGCACGACAGUUUCUUUAGAAACCUAUUCCCUCUGUUCAUAAAGCCAUAUAUUACCUUAUCAGUGGUCAGAUCUGUGUUAAUGUUCUGUCUCUUCUUUUACAGAGAAAGUUUUAGAAGACUUAUGUACCAUAACCCACUGGCUGAAUGGACCUGGAUAUGAUGAAACUGUGGGUGAGAAAACAGAAUUUACUCUGUGGAGCUUUAUCCUUCACUGUUAUUUUCUAGAAAUUUGUUUAUUUAAAUACUUUUAAUAUAUUUUUAGUUUUUUUCUGUAAUAACAUGCAAACUUUUGAGUUGUGAAUUAACCUUUUAAACCCUUCGAGUGACCAGAAUCUAAUUUCUCCCAACAGUGAUACUCCUGAAUCAUUCACUAAGGUCAUAAGAAUAAAAGGAAGUGAUCGCCAAUCUAAGUUGCUCUGAUUGUUAAUUGAAUUCUCCUUGUCAGUACUGAAGGAAAUGUAUAGAGAAGGGUAUGGAGAAUAUGGAUACUGAUAUCAAGUGUUAAAGGCUAAGAUAUGUCUUUGGCAUGUGUGUUCUAGACUGCCAUCAAUUAUGUGGUGGACCUUUUGAUAAACAUGCUUCAGAGAGUUCAAAAGGUCAUUUUCUUGCGAUAUGAUAAUAAUAUAGAUUUAGCCAAGCCUAAAAGCGGAGCUCGCAUUUUUUUUUCCUGUACGUUUCAAUGCCUUGCCCCAGCCAGGACUAGAACCCGGGUCAUCUGACUUGAAGCCCAGUGCACUGACCACUGGACUACUGGACAAAGCCAUGGCGUUGGUAUGCCCACAGUACAAUUGACCACUCAUGCUGAAAGUAGCACCUUGUACAGUUGUACAGUUGUAUGGUUGUACAUCCAAAUUUUUUUGGCUUGAUGGGUUUAACUACUAUUUUGUAUAAUUAUGGGGCUACGGAGCUCCACUAUUAGGAUUUUAAAACCACUUCCCCAAUAGAACUUAACAUUUUGUUUGUCCUUCAGAUUUUAUGAGUGUCUAUGCCCAAAUCAGAUCUAAUUCCCUUGUGCGAUCUCUACAGGGGUAAGUCAUUCUAGUUGUGAAGAAAAGUUUGUUACAUGUAUGAGCUGCAUUUAGAAAUCUUCCUUUCAACCCUGUAACCCCUUAGAGUGACUAGCAUCUAAUUUCUCCUUACAAUAUCACCCCUGAAUCAAACAUUAGGGUCACAAGAAAAAAGGAAAUGAUCAUUAACUUAAAGAGCUCAUGAUUGUCAAACAAAUUCUUCUUGUCAGCACCUUAGGAAAUUUAUAGAAAACAGUAUGGAGAAUAUGCAUACUGAUGUUAGGGUGGAAAGAGAUAAUGAUUUGUAUGUCAACUGGCAUUUUUUUUGUUCCUUUUCAGGUUAAAAGAUGUAAGUACAGUUUCUUUCAUUUAAAAGAGAAGAAUGUGAAGCUAACUGCAUAUUAAGUCAUGGUGAUCUGCAUUAAAAACAUGAGUUUUACUCAGAGAAAGUAUUGUAACUAUUUAUCUUUCAUUUGCAUUCAAACUAAGGGGACGUUUCCUUCCUAAAACUCAGUAAAUCUUCCUUUUCUAUUUUUUAUCAUCAACAGAAUGCCAAUCAUUUGUUUGUGUGAUACCUGUACUUAAAAAUGUAAAGUUGUUCAUGACUUUUAAUUGUUUUCUUUUUGAAAAGUAAACAAUGCUUUGUAUUUGGUCUUUUUGAUUUUAUGUAGUGUUAUGGCAGCAAGAUGAAGUCUGCUCCAGGUUGGUAUCAGUCAGUUUAUUGUACAAAUUGUACACUUACCCUCUCUACCCAGGAAUAUAAUUGAACCUGGUUAUACUUUUAGGGAAACUUGACUUAGAAUUGUGGGGUAACCUGCCAUUGAUCUUCCCUCCUCCCCUCCCCUUUUCAUAGGGGUAGCCAUAGUCCAAGUCACUUGAUGAUACAGAGAAAAGAAUAUGUUCCCUGACCUAUCUUUAGUAGUCCCAUGUGCAGGCACUUCCUCACCUGCCGUAGAGCAAGGUAGCCUGUGUGUAGCUGUACCCCCCCCUUCUGAUGCUCGUUGGGGGAGAGGGUACAGCUACACACAGGCUACAGCAAGGAGAUUCAGAACUGUACUGAAGGACAGUUCUGGUCUUUUUUUUAUUUUCCCAAAAACAGUAAACACUAGAGCGUCUUUGUUACAAGCAAUGCCUUUGUUGGUUUAUUUCUGUCACUUAUAUGGUUGUAAGGGAUUUGUUAUUUUUUCAAACAAUAUAUGACUCAAUGAAUUAACUGUACAACUCUGACUUUGUAUCUUUUAUCAUUGACAGGUGGUAUAACCACACCCACCAGAAAAGGAACAGCUAAAAGAAGAGAGUAUGCUGAUAUUAGUCAAUUCUCACUUCUGAUAACUUAACUUUCAAUUAUAUUGGUCUCCAACUUGGAUUUUUACGAAUUAACUUGAAUUACCAAAACAGUACAUGCCAAUUCAACGAUCCAAUGGUUCCAUAGUAUGUAUGCUCAAAAUGAUGGAAACUUCACAAUUUCAUCAAAAAUGAUUCGGCCUCUUAUUAAUUAAGACCUAUCCAUUUAUUUGCCCACAAACAAAUUCACCCAACUAUACUCACUGUUACUAAUCUUUAUUCAAAAUGGCAAAAUAAAAUAUUUCUUGCUUUAAAUAAAAAGAAAGAAAGAAAGAAUUAGAAAGAUUUAGAUCCCAUCUCCUCUUUCUGGUACAUCUGAGGGUUAAAUUGUUGUUGGAAAAAGUUAGGACCGAGGAGAGUACAAUUCAGGAAGUUACCGGGGGAGUAAUUUCAGACUACUUCAGUCCAUGUGCCUUGUCUUGAAUUACAAGGUAAAAUCUGUUCUCUACUUCCUCACAAAAAGUUAUUUCAAUUUAUUUUUUCAGAGGCUUGCGUCGUGUUCCGUCAAAGUCAGAACAUCAUGGUAAACGUUUUCAUGAUUAUUUUCCACGAUUUUCUUUGAAGGAGGUGUUUUUUCAUUGAAAGAAAUAUUUGAUAGCUUGUCAUUAAGGAACUUAGCUUGCUUUUGAGCAAUGAGAAGGAUAUCAGUUGAUGUGCUCUUAUUGUAUGAUUUAAGGUGACUUUUAUUUUCGUUCAAAUUCUGUCAGGUCUUCCUCGUCGUACCUCAGCCAUCCCAACAGAGGUUGGAGCUUCCAAAGAAGAAGAAGAGUAAGUUUUAAUUUAACCUUUGAAGUAUCAAUUAUCAAUGGUGAAAGACACGCCCGUUUGAAACUCCUGCCGUAUCACGGCAAAACUUAUUCUAAUAUCCGCGAUAGUAAGCUAAUUUAUUUUAUUGUUUCAUUUCUUUAAGAGAAAUUGAUGCUGCAAACUACAUUGUGUUUUGUAAAUCUUUGCUGAGACUCAUACAGGUCAGUAGUUGGAUUAGAAAUUGCAAAAAGUGCGGUGUGGUUUGAAGAUAAAAGUGUCGUCAAGUAUCCAAGGCGAAACAGGAGAAGAUUUGUUGGGUUCGAUUCUUAAUCCCACUGAGGAUUUUACAGUUAUUGUGACUCUUUUAAGAAGAAAUGGUAUAAUUUGGUCAAUAUUGCAAGUCAACACAAACUCUAGAAAUUUUGAGGGUAUCUUUUACCCGUAAAAGAAACGUUGUCUAGUCUGUUUGUGCAGCAAGAGAUGUUAUCUCUAAUGUUAGUGUUUUUGUUUUUUGUUGUAUCCAUACUGUCUUGUUAGAGUGAACGAGAGCUAAUGAAGAGCAUCAUUCCCGAGCAGAGUCAAAGCACCACUUUUGAUACACUUAUUCAGGCCGCUAUGGAGGAUUUCAUUGCCGAAGGGGAGGUAAGUGAUCCCCAUGUUAUCACGCGACAGUUUUUAAUAUUCUUUUGCAAUUCCUCUUCGUGUAGUAACAUUUAAACACAACGAAUCUUGGUCUUAAUUAUUAAAAAUCAGUCGAAACGCGCAUUCCUCUCGUACGUUGGUACCGAUUUUACCUUUACAUCAGCGCUUGUAGUCUGUGGCGUUUUUUUCCUUCGCAGCCAUAGGCAUGUUUUCCUGCACUUGGAUUUGCUUGCAUGUUUUCUGGCGCUUAGAUACGAUUGUAUUUUUUCCCGCGCUUGGAGCCAGUUGCAUGUUUCUUAGAACUUGGAGCUAAUUACAUGUUUUCAAAGACAAACCUGUCCGUCAUAUCAUUGAUGAACGCGCAACAAAGCUUUUUAAACAUUAAUUUUUUUCUCUUUCAGUCCAUCAUAAGUAUCCUGAAGCGACAUUUUGGCAAGCACAACUACUCCGCCAUUCAGCAGGUGUUUCCAAUACUUAAGGAAUUCAAUGCCAUUCAACCUGAUUUCUACGUCACACUGCAGGUACGAUGAUAUUUAUUUCAAUGUACUGCUGAUGUUGUUUUAGUUUGUUUUCCUGUGGAGAUAAAGUCGAUAAAAGGACAAGUCCUAGCCGCUCGGCUCUCUCUAGAGACACGACAGAAUCUUUCAAAACAGAUCUUGUUUUCUCGUUUUACAAGAUAUGGAUUCAUUUUCCUUGCAGGAGACAUUUCACAGAACCCAAAAACAGUUCCCAACUCUAAUUCAUGAAUUGGAGUCCCUGGUAAGUCAUUUCAGCGAAUAACGUAAUGAGUCCAUUCAUUCUAAGCUUCAACAUCCCCCCUGGGUAAUUCCCCCCGGGCAUUUGAACUUUUGAAGAUUGGUCUGUUAAAAUUCCUGCCCCACGGGAAAACAUUUUGUUCAAAUGCCCCGCCGCUAAAGGAAACACCAGCGACCAUAACUUUCUACCCAUUGACCAAGCUUAAAAACCCAGACCUUGUAGACCUUUCUUGUAAGCCAUUCUCUUGCUAAAGUCAGCUAUUUACCUUAAAGACAUAUAAGACUUGUAUUCCGCUGGAAAGACUUGAAACUUCUGGUUCAAAUUGCCCACCUCAGCCAGGCGGGGUUCGAAUUCCCCAUCCCCCGGGCUCAGACGACGGUCAAAUGCCCCUGGGUUUCUGGGGGAGGGGGGGAUGUUGAAACUUCAAACUGAUUGAUGAGCAGACAGGUUUACCUCACAAGACACUUCGCCAAAAAAGAAAGGGAACCAAAAUACAAACCACUUAAGAUAUACUUAUUAUGAAACUUCAUUUACUUAUUGUUAGCAUUGUUGGGUAAUCUUGGACGGUUUCAUCGAAAAACAACUUUGUAUUGACAUGAAAUUAAAGCUGCUGCACAUAUUUAAAAGAUAACCCAUUGUUUUUUUUGUUUUGUUUCAUAGUCUGCCAAGGCCUUGGACGAUUUUAAGGAGGGCAUUAAGGUGAAAAUGAAGUUAUCUUUAACGUAAUUUUGGGCUUGUAAGAAUUUUGUUAUUGUCUCGUUUAUCUGCCUUGGCAACGAUGUGUGUUGUUCUUGAAGAAAUUACAGUUUCCGCUCAUAAAAGAUGGGCAUAACCUUUCUCCUAGAACACCUUAAAUUACCUUAGGCGCUCUUAUGGUUUUUAUUCGAUGCCCUUCGUUUAAAAAGUCACCCUUAUAAGGUAGACUUAAAUCGUAUGUUUUAUUCAUAAAAUUAUCUUGAAUUUUCAUUUCAGCAAAAUCCUGACAAACAUUCUAACAUGCCAAGCGAUGGAACAGUUCAUGAACUCACUAGAAACGUAUGUUUUAUCAUGUUAUGAACCUUUCUUUUAGUUAGGCAGUAAUGCCGUAUAAGACAAGAAAGUGAUUAAGCUAUCGGAGUGCUGGUCUCACGUAGUACAGUUCUAUGAUGUCCAGCAAAUAUGGAUUGUUUCAAUAUUCUUAUCAGCACUACUCCUGAACGGUACGACAAAGUCAAAUCAGGACACUUGACAUACUUUGCACUUUCCUCUGUCUCACCGUUUCAUUUGUUUUUAGACACUUAUUUUCAUGGAACAGCUCCUACCCUACACUGAAACAGUAGGAAGCAUGUUGGUAACUAUGCAAGGUAAGAGUUAGCUAACGUGACAGGCGCGAUAUCGUGCGGUAAAUGUGCGAAGAUGGUCAUACAUGCGCGCGUGAUGCCUCGCUCAUUGGCGCCUGGUUAAAUCGUGUACCUGCGAUGCGGAAAGAGUUCCAUCUACUCGCUCCAUCAGUUAGUUUAUAUUGAUACAUAUGUUCCUGCCGUACUGUUAGCACAUUUACAAAUGCAGACUUAUGGAAAUCGCAAAGUACUGCGGCAAAGAUCAGAAAUACAUGUAUGGUCUGACCGCACUGAAACGCUGCCUUCUCUAGGUUCCUCUGUUGAUUACGUUUUAUAUUGCAGAGGACCAGAGCGGAAAUUUCUUCACAAGAGAAAGAGAACUCUUCGUAAAGGUUGUCUCUGAAUACAUUCGUGAGUAUCAAGUUGUCUUCACUUCGUGUAUUUUUUACAAAUUUUACACUUCUGUUUUCAAGUGAUUUAGGAACUCACUUCAUCACUUACUCAGUUAGAAGCAAAUACGAACCUUACACAAAAGUGAAAAAAAAUAUUUUUAGAGGGAAAGUGUUGUUCAGUAGAUACAGUUCGAAUAACCUGUAUGGGUACAAAUUGUAGUACAUAAACUAUUCCCUUUACACCUAUCUGUCUUUUGUAGAACGUGUACUUGGGGCACUGGGUCUGAAUCUUGAGCUCAAGGCAACAGUGUACGAGGCACCAACGCUUAGUUCUCUCUUCCUGCUGAAUAAUUACAACUACAUAGUAAAAGCCUUACAAAGGUAAGAGGGGCAAGUAUAUUGAGACGAUUCUUAGGGUAAAAUUGCUAAGUGGCAUCAAUGGUUUGAUUCAUGAUGGGGUUUGUUCUCUUAACCAUGCGCAACCCUUGAAAAAUCAGCAUUGGAAGUCGUAUGCAGAGUUAUAAGCUUAAGGGAAUCACCAUAUGCGCGCGCUAUGGUAGACGAAACCAGAAUAUCGUUUUUUUUUUUUUUUUUUCAAGACAGCUAUGCGUCUGAAGCCUUGUUGAUUGAAGGCAACGUGAAAUUAUUCUGCGCAUGCUUAGUCAGUAUUUAUUUUUUUGCCUUUGGAAUGAAUGAAACAGGAUUAUCUGAGCCGCAAACAGAGGCGGUGAAAUAAACCUUUCAAAGGUCUAGUGGCCUUACGAGACGGGGCUUCGAAUGUGAGCACUGCGAUCGUUUUAUAACUGAGCUCCUGAAAAUCCCGACAGCUGUUAAAUUUAUGACAAUUCUGAGAAUCAGAACCCCUGUUCAUGACAUGGGCACGGUUAGCUAAUAAAAACGCGGGUUUUCUGAGCGAAUUACCAUAGAUUACUACAAAACUGUUUUUUUUUAAUUUUCAAAUUUCUCUCUGUGUUGUAAAAUUGAGAGUCAUUGUCGCCGAAACUUUCAUCUUGUCGCUUGUAGGUCAGGUCUCCUCACUCUUCUUCAGGAAGGUGGAAUUACAGGGGUUGAAGAUCAAUACCAGCAGUUGAUCGCUGAGCAUAAAGAAACCUAUCAGAAGUGGUAUUACAUUAAAUAUAUCCGUGUCACGAUUGGUUGUUUGAUCUGGCUAUCUAACGGACAAUGAAAAUACUGACUGAUUGCCGGACUGGCUAAUUGACUGACUGACUGACCAACUCACUGCCUAACUCACUGCCUAACUGUCGAAAGGAUUGACUGAUUGAUUGACUAACAAACUAGCUGACUAACUGAUGGAUUGACGGAUGGACCGAGUGAAUGACUGAUGACUGUCUGACUGACUGACGGAGGGACCGACUGACUGAUUGUCUGACUGACGGACUGAUAACUUACUAACUGACAAAAGGACUGGCCAACGGACUGUUUGACUGAUUGACUCCUUGACUGACUAACUGACUGAAAAACUCGAUGACUGACUUAAUUUUAUAUUGAUGACUGUCUGACUGAUAUACAACUGACUGACUGACUGAAUUCACUGACUGUCUGACUGACAGACCAGCUCUAAGCCGUUGUUUGCUUGAUAUUAAGAUUGAUUCAAAUGUUUGUUAUUCUCUAGCUGGAAUAAAGUUCUUACUGUUUUAAUGGAAGUGGAGAAACCAAUGUCAGGUCAUAAAGGAAAUGAUCCACAGGCCAAGGUAAGUUUAAAAGAACCAGGACAUUUAUUUUGUCGUAACUGCGGCGAGAAAGGAUUAUGUAGGUUGCCGCACUGUUGACUCCCGCUACUUGCAAGACAUUUUUGUUUCACCUCGUUUGGUUUGUUCAUUUGUUUUUUCAUAACUUUACCCUGAAAACUCAGCCCUCUUUUAUCAGAGUUUUACUAGUCAAACUGCUGUCUACAAUAUUUGUUGUUUUAUUCCUAGUAAAACAAGUCUUUAAAAAUUACCUACGUGAUUUUAUUCUCUGAGGCCUUCACGUAAACAUGAACUUGUUACUUUCAUAUUUCAUACGCAACCUUACCUUUAUUCUCUCUUCCUGUGUAGCUAAAAGAUAAACAGCGACAAAUGAUAAAGGAUAAGUUUAAGGUAAACAUUGAUAAAAGUGAGUUUAUGAAAGCAUGCUCUUCCCUUCCCACCCCUCCCCCACCCUCCCCCAACUCUUUCCUCCCAAGUCGAGUAUUGCCUUUGUAUUGGUGACUUUAUAAUAGUCGACUACAUUCUUUUUUUGUUUUGUUUUGCUUUGUUUGUAUGUUUGUUUGGUUUUUUUUUUGAGGGGAGGGAGGGGGGGGGGGAGGGGAGGGGGGGGGAGGGGAGGAGGGAGGGGGGUAGUGGUAAGAACGACUGGGUUAUUCACAUCAGUCGCGUUUUUAGUUCUAAUCCUUGCCGAUGGGGGUUGGCAAGCACUCAAAUAGGGUCUACAAAUGUCAUUACCAAGAAAAUGCCCGUUUUUGUUCUUCUAGGGUUUUAAUACAGAAUUUGAAGAGCUUUAUCAGAUACAGAAAACCUAUGCAGUCCCUGAUACACAGCUUCGAGAUCAACUGCGGGGUGAAAAUGUGACCCUUAUUUUACCCCUGUACACUUCAUUUCGACAGAAGUAAGUAGUGACUUGAAAUCAGUAUUUCUUAGCUUUUUCAGGCUCUAGCUUUGAAAAUGCAAAACAUAUCUGUGGUUUCUGAAUCAAUGUUAGACCCACCUGUUGAAGAUUAUUGGAUGCGCCCUUGGUGAUUAGGGUGCUUCAGUUCUACGAAGAAAUUCUCUUAUAUGUACUACUUAGGGGAAAGUGACUCGGUUAUCUGUUGAAGGAAGUCCUGGGAAUGAAGUCUUUAAUGAUAAGGCAUCGCACAAUUUUGUUCGAUUGUUUUAAUAGCUUAGAUAAUAACUAAGUUGCUCCCUUCCCAAGAAACUUCACCAGUAAAUCUCGCUGGUCAUAAGGGGGUUAUGAGAAAUGCAUGGUCACUUGCACUAGUUCGCAGGCCUUCAUUAUCGGUGCUGCAGGACCCGCGUUUCUCCGCCCGCGGAAAGAUUUAAAGACGAGUCGAGAGAGGUUUGCCAGGGGUCUGGCCCAAAGAAUGCUGGAACCCCUUGCAGGCCGACGUUGCCCAAGGUCACAUACUUUCCUGCAGGCGAAGAAACGCUCAUCCUGAAGCACCAAUGCUAAGGGCUUACUCACAGGCUACACUUUAUUUCUAAUGCCAUGUUGACUCGGUUGAAUCUGAUUCUUUUUCUUCUGUAGAUUUGCAAAUUUACCCUUUACAAAGAAUCCUGAAAAGUACAUCAAAUACUCUGUGGAGGCUGUAGAAGUCAUGAUGAAAAAGUUCUUUGAUGUCUCGGCAUAACUAUCGUCAUGUUGCUCGUAUUCAAUACCAAACAUUGAUGGUGUUCUGUUGUUUUGAUUCUUUUAAUUCAAGUUAAUGGCAUUUAUCGUUGCUAAAGUACAUUUAAAAGACAAACUUUGUUGUUCGUAACAUUUUGUAAAGUCAUUUUUCCAGCUGUCAUGCGAAAACUAACCCAAAAAUACAUCCCUAAUGUACUCAAAAAACAGAGGAAAAAUAUAUCACUUUGUGAAACGAAUACUAAUGAAUACUGAUAUAAACAUUGAAAGCAGGUUCUAUAAUAAAUCAUAAUUAACAGGUUAUUCAGGCUGCCUUUCCCACUUAACUGAAUUUCAUUAGCCCUGUAACCCU